AUGAGUGAGCAGCACCACCAGCCACAUCUGGUCAUUCUCUAUGGCAGUCAAACGGGUACAGCUCAAAAAUUGGCUGAACGUUUAGCCACACAAGCACGUCAUCUGUUUCCCUCGGCCGGUGGUGAUUCAUCGUUCACAUCACACGCCUCCGAUCCACCCGAUGAAACUCGGAAACCAAGUGUGACAAUUCGUCUCCAGUCAAUGGAUUCUUAUCUUCCGCUGUCCCAAUUAGCCAAAGAGACUGGCAUUGUCUUGUUUGUAUGCUCCACCACGGGCUAUGGUGCUCCACCGGAUACAAUGCGACAGUUCUGGCAACGUAUAAUGCAUCGUGGUCUGCCUCCGGGUCGUGCGUUACCAUCCACAUUAAGGUUUGCUGUCCUGGGUCUGGGCGAUUCGUCGUAUCCCAAAUUUAACGUAGUGGCUAAAAAGUUACGACAACGAUUGGUUCAACUUGGGGCCAGCCCAUUGUCUAUUACUGUUCCGGAUCUCUCCGGGCCGUCUAAGCAGAGUGCAACGGCAGAAGGUCUGGGCUUAGCAGAUGAACAGGCAGAACUGGGUUUGUACGACCUGUUAUCUCGUUGGGUGCCACGAUUUUGGACUAUGCUGUCAAAGCUAUGGCAUGUGGACAUUGAUCUUCCACCCGGUGUGAGUUUAACUUGGUCUUAUUUAGCCGGUCCGGAAUUCUUGCGGUCCACGUGGCCCCGAUUUAAUGUACAGCUAUCGGUGGAAAAUCGUGAAGAACAAGUUGUGAAUGCGGCGCAAGUUGGUGACAACACAGAUCAAAACUUGAUUCGACAACAGGCUUGGUCGGAUUGGUCGCACGAUCACGCGGUUGCGUACUCAGCAUCCAAUCAUGUGAUAAACUGGUUUCGAAUUGUGACCAAUAAACGCGUGACCGCUGAGGAUCAUUUUCAAGACACUCGGCUGGUAAAAAUUGUGCCACAGGUGAGCAAGUCUUGUCCGCCUGCCAAACAGGGGUACAUAAGUUCACCAUCUAGAAUUUUUGAAAUGCAGUCCCCUCAUAAGAACACAAAAUACAUUCAUAGAUUCUUCACCCUUAUUAAUCAUGAAAUCCACUGA
Molecule: messenger RNA, 1080 nt
Organism: Echinostoma caproni
Lineage: Eukaryota; Metazoa; Platyhelminthes; Trematoda; Plagiorchiida; Echinostomatidae
Source: the annotation of a GenBank genome assembly